Molecule: messenger RNA, 747 nt
Organism: Drosophila yakuba
Lineage: Eukaryota; Metazoa; Arthropoda; Insecta; Diptera; Drosophilidae
Product: ADP-ribosylation factor-like protein 3
Exons: 4
Coding region: 135-695 (186 amino acids)
Biological process (GO): cilium assembly
Cellular component (GO): microtubule cytoskeleton; cytoplasm
Molecular function (GO): GTPase activity; GTP binding
Source: RefSeq, a predicted model, not a curated record
AGCAAUAGCAGUAUCUAAUAUGAAAUAUUAAAUAAAUAUAAACUGAUUGUUUAGUGGAGAAGGCGUUGCUAGUUCAGUCACUAAGUUUUACCUGUAAUCUGUACAGAAGAGUCACACAUUAAAUUCCGAUCCCCAUGUGUUUUUACGGACCUGUUGCGUUCAUAAGAAAGAUCCUGCCCGCAGGCACCCAGAAAUCCUGUCUGCUCAUACUAGGAUUAGAUAAUGCAGGAAAAUCCACCUUGACAGCCAGCCUGGCGGAGAUUUUCAAUGGAGAUUCCAAGGAACCUGGCAAACAAGCCAGUGAAUGGAGCUUGACCAUCAAUAAUUCCAGAGUGCAGUUGUGGGAUAUAAACGGGGAACUGAAGAAUCGCCAGAGCUGGCCAAACUAUUACAAGAAAGUGAAGGUUUUGAUUUUUGUACUGGACAGCACGGAUGCACUGCGGCUAAGCGAGGCUCGUUGUGUUCUUUGCGAUGUGCUGAUGCAUCAGGAACUGGAUAAGGCGCCUCUGCUGAUCGUGUCCAACAAGAAGGACGCCUCGGGAUCUCUGUCCAUGUCCACAGUUAUCGAUUUGAUGGGUCUGGAUCGCCUAAGUGCUCGAGAUUGGACUUUAAAGGAAUGUUCAACGCGGUCAGGUUCUGGUGUUCAGGACAUCGUGAGUUGGAUUAGCGAGAAGAUCAAUGGGAACAGGAAGUGAUUUAUCAAAUUUUUAUAUUUUCACAAAUCUGCCUAUCUAUUAAAUAAUAUAU